AUUCAGUUAUCAAUUCCCACCUACCUUUAAAAGUUGAGACAGAGAGAGAAAAAUGAUGAAUGUUGCUGAAGUGCUUCACAUGAAUGGAGGAAAUGGACACACCAGUUAUGCCAAAAACUCCCUUCUUCAGCGAAACGUGAUACAUAUGACAAAGCCCAUAACACAGCAAGCUAUGACAAGCCUCUACACCAGCCUCGACAACCCUAAGACCAUUUCCAUUGCAGAUUUGGGCUGUUCCUCUGGCCCCAACACUUUCCUCGCAAUCUCCAACCUCGUCAAAGCCGUCGACGACCACCGGAAGAAGCUCCGGCGCCCACAUUCUCCGGAGUUUCAAAUUUACUUAAAUGACCUUCCCACCAACGACUUCAACACCAUUUUCCAGUCAUUGCCAAAACAUGAAGAGGAUUUAAGGAGGGAGAUAGGAGAGGGCUGUAGGCUGUGCUACUUCAAUGGAGUUCCUGGUUCAUUUUAUGGAAGGCUUUUCCCCACCAACAGCCUCCAUUUUGUUCAUUCUUCUAAUAGUCUCAAUUGGCUAUCUCAAGUACCUAAAGGAAUAAAAGAAAACAAGGGCAACAUUAUUUGCGUUGCAACUGCAAGUCCACCAAAUGUCAUAAAGGCAUAUUAUGAUCAAUUUGAAAGCGAUUUUUCUACUUUCAUCAAGUGCCGCUCUAAAGAACUGGUUAAUGGUGGGAGAAUGGUUUUGACCAUGCAGGGCAUAAAAAGUGAAAAUACUACUUUUUAUAUUUGGGAGCUCCUAGCUUUAUCAAUUAAUGAUCUAGUUCUAGAGGGUCUUGUUGAAGAAGAGAAAUUAAAUUCGUUUAAUUUUCCUCUAUACCUGCCAACUCUAGCAGAAAUAAAAUUUCUAGUUGAGAAGGAUGGCUCCUUCACUAUUGAUCGCUUGGAGGCUUCCCAAAUUCAUUGGACUGGAAUUGGAAUUGAUGAUAAUGAUGACAAUACUACUAUUAGUGACGAGGAUAUUAAUGGUGCAGGGAACAAUGUUGCCAUGUUCAUUAGAGCUGGUCUUGAGCCUGUGCUUGUUAGCCACUUUGGUGAAGGAAUAAUUGAUGAAUUGUUCCACAGAUACAGCAAAAAGAUUGCUCAUUCCAUGUCCACCUACCCGGAGAAAGCAAAGUUCACUAGUGUUACUGUCUCCAUGACUAAAAUUUAAUUAAAUAAGGGUUAGGUCAAUCUAUAUUGUCCAUCACUAGCUGCACGGUGUGUGAUAUAUGAUUAUCUUAAAGAAUAAGGACACUAGACCAAGGUCCAAUAUCUUGUGUUUUCUGUACGUGUUGAGACUUUUAUUAUGUUUUAAUGUAUUCCUGCAUCUAAAUAUUCUAUACCCAAAAAAUUGUAUUGUUUGGAUCUAAUUAUUAAUAAAGCCAAUCGAUAUUGUUUCAAAA
Ipomoea triloba (trilobed morning glory) is the source of this 1400-nucleotide messenger RNA. Its product is annotated as salicylate carboxymethyltransferase-like. The record is from RefSeq and is a predicted model, not a curated record. Lineage: Eukaryota; Viridiplantae; Streptophyta; Magnoliopsida; Solanales; Convolvulaceae. The coding region runs from base 53 to 1168 and encodes 371 amino acids. The transcript is spliced from 4 exons. Gene Ontology annotation, biological process: methylation. Gene Ontology annotation, molecular function: S-adenosylmethionine-dependent methyltransferase activity.